Messenger RNA from Toxoplasma gondii ME49, 1815 nucleotides. RefSeq names its product peptidase c13 family protein. Gene Ontology annotation, molecular function: GPI-anchor transamidase activity. The transcript has a single exon. Gene Ontology annotation, biological process: protein localization to cell surface; proteolysis; attachment of GPI anchor to protein. The record is from RefSeq and is a predicted model, not a curated record. Lineage: Eukaryota; Apicomplexa; Conoidasida; Eucoccidiorida; Sarcocystidae. Gene Ontology annotation, cellular component: GPI-anchor transamidase complex. Bases 1 to 1815 code for a protein of 604 amino acids.
AUGGCGACGUCGGAGCCUCUCGCGCCCGCCGCGGCUUCUUCUUCUUCUUCUCCUUCUUCUUUUUCUUCUUCUUCUUUUUCUGCUUCACUCGCGUCUCUCUGCGCAGCUUCUGCCUCGCCUGUAGCCUCUGGCUCUUCUCACAUCUCGCCUCGUCUCCGUUUCUUUCUCUUUUCUCUCCUCUCUCUCUGUCUGUCGUCACCUGUCUGCUUCUCUCGCGCCUCGUCUGCUCCCUCCGCCUCCUCGCGUUCUUCUUCUUCUCCGUCUUUGUCGUCGUUUUUCUCCGGCGACUUUCGGAACAACUGGGCAGUGAUCGUGAACACCUCGCGGUACUGGUACAACUACCGGCACACAGCGAACGCGUUGUCGAUUUACCACACCGUGAAGCGCCUGGGGAUCCCCGACAGCCAGAUCAUCUUGAUGCUUUCUGACGAUCACGCCUGCUCGCCGCGGAACUUCUUUCCAGGGCGGAUCUUCAACGAUCACACGCGGACCUUGAAUCUCUACGGAGCAGGCGACAGGUCCGGAGGCGGCAGCAGCGUCGAGGUCGACUACCGCGGAGACGAAGUCCAGGUCGCGACUCUUCUGCAGCUGCUCGCAGGGCGCCACAAUCCCGCGACGCCGCGCGGGAAGCGCCUGUUGACCGACGAGAACAGUCAGGUGUUGCUGUACCUCUCAGGUCACGGCGGAGACGGCUUCUUGAAGUUCCAGGACUGGGAGGAGAUCUCCAGUGUCGACUUGGCAGAUGCUGUGGCGCAGAUGAAGGCCCAGCGGCGCUUCCGAGAGAUGCUGCUGAUCGCGGAAACCUGCCAAGGCAGUACGCUGCUGGACGCGAUGGCGACGGCAGGCGUCCUGGGUCUCGCGUCUUCCGGUCCAAAAGAGAGCAGCUACUCGCACCAUGCAGACGGCUUCCUCGGCGUCGCCGUCAUCGACCGGUGGACCUACUACACUCUCCAGUUCUUCGAAAAGUCGGUGAGAGACGCCUCGUCUUCCGCCACCUUCGAGCAACUCAUGAACAGCUACUCGCGGAAGCAGCUGCUCUCGACGGCUUCCGUGCGAACCGAGCUGUUCGGCAGGCCGCUCGGGGAAACCAAGCUCACAGAGUUCUUCGCCACUGCCUCCAGUCUGCAUGCGACUCACGGCCUCUACCCAAUAAAAACGCAGAGACGAGUCUCCUGGAGAAUGUGCAGAGACAGACCGGCGCAAGACACUCAGCACAAGCGAGGGAACUCGCGCGCGGGAGGAGAGAACUCGAGCGAGAGAGAAGAGAACUCGAUCGAGAGAGAAGAGACCGAGAACUCGAGCGAGAGAGAAGAGAACUCGAGCGAGAGAGAAGAGAACUCGAGCGAGAGAGAAGAGAACUCGAGCGAGAGAGAAGAGAACUCGAGCGAGAGAGAAGAGAACUCGAGCGAGAGAGAAGAGAACUCGAGCGAGAGAGAAGAGAACUCGAGCGAGAGAGAAGAGAACUCGAUCGAGAGAGAAGAGAACUCGAGCGAGAGAGGAGGGCGGAAUGCAGUGCGUGUGGGGACCUACUACGAAAGACACUUUGCGAUCACGCGUGAGGACAGAGGAGAGUUCGACCAGAGAGGGAGAAACGCUGGCAAGGCAGGAAGGACAGAGACGGACGGACAGGCCGAGAAGGCAAGAGAAGAAGCAGGAAGGCCAGAGGCAGAAGGUGCGUCAGUGAAGCAAGCUGUCGAGACCCUUGUGGAGAGGAUUUGGGGAGGACGCGAAGAGAAGUUCCAGUCGACGCUUGUGGCUCCCGGAUUGAUGUGCCUAGCGCUGGGCUUCGCGGGGGUCGCCUCUGUUCUUCUGUAG